Molecule: messenger RNA, 771 nt
Organism: Coniophora puteana RWD-64-598 SS2
Lineage: Eukaryota; Fungi; Basidiomycota; Agaricomycetes; Boletales; Coniophoraceae
Exons: 2
Coding region: 1-771 (256 amino acids)
Source: RefSeq, a predicted model, not a curated record
AUGGGUGAACACGAACAGACACGAACGAACACGGGCGAACACGAACAGCGCCGGCAGGCACAGCAGCGGCGUUGUGCACGCGUCUUUCUCGUGUACGUGGGGCCCGGCCCCGCGUACUACGAGGACACGCCGACGCGUCCGGGUGGUGUGCCAUACACGACCCAGGCGCUCGCGAUCGGGCUGUCGAGUCGUGUCGCCGAGCGCGCGCGACGAGCUCGUCGCGCACGUCGCCUCGGGCGGGCCCCGCGCCCGCCGACGACGAGGCAUACGAGGCGCCCGAAGAAGCGCUCGUGGCAGAACCCCGCCCUCGCGUCGACGACUUGUCGGCUCGAGGGCCGCAUCGACGACAGCCCCACCACGAACCCGCGCCCGCCGACGACGAGGCACACGAGACGCCCGAAGCAGCGCUCGUGGCAGAACACCGCCCUCGCGUCGACGGCCUGUCGGCUCGAGGGCCGCAUCGACGACAGCCCCACCAUCGACGUCGACGGCCUGUUGGCUCGACGACUCGGGCCCCAGCCGCCUCUCGCGAGGCCGCGUCGACGACAACACGGUCCGCGCGCUCCUGGCCCGUCGACCCGUAGUCGUCGGCGCCCGACGCUCGCCUCCUCCUCCCCCCAUCAGAUGGACCACGCGGGUUCGUGGAGUCGACAGCAGCACCCGGCCCGUGCUUCCCCCUUCCGCCUCGUCGGCCCGGGCUCCACGAUUUGGCCGGCAUCCUCUCGCUCGUCGACUCGUAGCUGGCGGCGCCCAGCGCUCGCCUCUCCAUGA